AUGAAAGAGCUAAACUAUUUGGCCUCUUCUAUCAUGCUUGAACUUCAUCUUCCAUGUCAAUACAAAAAAAAGUCAAGGGGUGACAAUAUCCGGAAAAUACUCAGCAGCGGAGGGAUAUUGCGCAAAUUCAGGCGUCCCAUCCUGGAAUAUCAGACUCUGCAGGAAACAAGAUGGAAAUCAAAUAGUGCCUCUCUCAUUGGGAAAUACAAGUUGUUCUGGAAUGGCAUAAAGACAGCUCAAAAUGGAGUGGGAGCCAUACUUGAUGUGAAUACCAAGAUACUCGACACAGAAACCCACCCGGGUGGGUUGAAAAUCCGUGAGGCCCUGCACAUCAACAAAUGUAAACCAACCAUGAACAAACAAACCAAUAGAUUCGACCACACUCUCCAGCUAUUCUCCUACCUUAUAUAA
Helobdella robusta is the source of this 411-nucleotide messenger RNA. RefSeq lists its product as hypothetical. The transcript has 2 exons. The coding region runs from base 1 to 411 and encodes 136 amino acids. NCBI's taxonomy places the organism in Eukaryota, Metazoa, Annelida, Clitellata, Rhynchobdellida, Glossiphoniidae. The record is from RefSeq and is a predicted model, not a curated record.